Messenger RNA from [Torrubiella] hemipterigena, 843 nucleotides. The record is from the annotation of a GenBank genome assembly. NCBI's taxonomy places the organism in Eukaryota, Fungi, Ascomycota, Sordariomycetes, Hypocreales, Clavicipitaceae.
CUGCGUCGGUCGGCAUCAGCUCCAUCGAUUUCUUGCCGCGCAAAAGGGAUUGGACAACGAGCUCAAAAUGUCCGAUACAACGACAAAGCAGGCCCCGGCCUCCUUCACCGGCACCAGCAAGGUCGUUCAGACCCAAUAUCCUCUCAUCGACAGCGACCCUCACUUUAAGCGUGUGGUUGGAUAUGCCAGAAAGGAGGACUACAUCUACGGUGCUGCGGCUGCUGCCGCCGCCCCUACCGCCAUGCUCGCCAUGGAGAAGUUUGCGCCGUCGCACGUCGGCCGUGGUGGUUUUGCCAAGGCCAUGCGCUUGACUGGUGCCAUUGGUUUGAUUGGUGGCUUCCUCUACUUCUACCAAAGAUCAGCCCUCCGAUUCUAUGGUGCCACCGAAAACGCCCGCGAAAUCGAGAUGGAUAUGCGCGAGAUGGUCGACAAGGUCAAGGCCGGCAAAUCUCUGUACGGCGAGAGCCAACUGAGCCCCUACCUCCAGGGCGUCGCUGCCCGCCAGAGCAGAUACUCUGCGCUCUUCAUCGGAACCAUCCCCUGGUUCAACUUUGUUAACCACAACCAACACGGCGUCGACACUGCCAAGUACUACCAGCAGGCCGAGCGCGAGCUGGAGGCGGAGAAGGCUGGCAAGGCCUAAAGGAGUUGAACGAAAAAAAGAAAGUGUUGACAAUUUUAUUUUUUUGCAAGCAGCGACGGAGUAGGAUGAGGAGUAGCACGGCAGCAAGUGCAAAGCUAUAGGAUGGAGGGGUUAAGUGUGUAUAUUACCCGGGACGCAUAGUCAUGCCAGACGACUGGCCGAUUUUUCUUACAAUAACUCAAAGCCCAUUUUUUUUUCUU